CAGUCUGUAAUAUUAUUUCGUAAAUAAUUUUGUUCAUAUUGUUUUCUCAUCUUAUUGUUAUCGUAAGUUUUAUCAAAUAAUUUGUAAUGCCGUGGGGCUGGGAGUGUAGGGCAAAGUUAGUGAAGCAGUUGCCAGCUAAGCCCACCACACGGCGAGGGGACUCCGGAGACGCACCGGUACCCGGCCCGCAACAAUAUGAGGUGCCCGAGCUAUAUUGUGGUAAAGGCCACGGGCACAUCAAGCGCGCGCCAGCAUAUUCGUUCGGACUGGCAAUACCGGUCAACGUGCUCAAGCCCGCCGCCCGUCCUACCGCACCAGUUUUCAACGUACGAGGGUAUACAAAAAAAGGUAUUUCAAGAAUCCCCGGUGGAGUAGUGGGUCCAAAACUCGAGCCUAUAGAGGACCGCACACUCAAACCGGGCCCGGGUGCGCACACGCCCGGCGACGUGCGCUCCAAGCGCGCGCCCGCGUAUACGUGCCAGCCGCCCGCGCAGCCCGCGUACGAGGCGUGGGAUAUGUGGACGUGCCCGCCUAAUAUGUACUGGCCUUAUGUACCGCUCAAAAAGCCCCCAGCGUAUUCUUUUGGCUAUGCAGCGAGAAAUCUUACUGCUGAUUUCAAGCCCGGGCCAGGGGCACACGAUCCUAACUUCACUUACCAUCAAAAGAAUCAACCAGCCUAUUCUUUCGGCCACCCGUUCCGGCCUGAGCCACCGCCCGUCUGCCCUCCACCCAACAACUACUGCGAGAAAAAGUUCAUGGUGCGGAAGAAGACGGCUCCGGCACCUUCAUUUGGCAUUCGCCAUUCUCCGUAUUUGGGAGAGUUCCCGGCACACCUCAAGCCCUCCAAACUAGAUCUCGUUGUCAACACAGCAACAUAGGAUCGGUAAACAUACCAACGAUCGCCCGAUGCGAUGGGUAGGAAACCCACAACCUGAAGCAUACGGGCACUCCAGAGAGCGUAUGGUGCUGAGACAUAUCGCGUUGGUGGCGGCGUAAGUACCUAACUAUCUGCAUGAGGCUUGCACUCGUAUGGAAUGCAGAUUCACGUACGAGGAAACUAUUUGAAAAAAAAAUGAUCGCGGCACACAAGAGGUUAAUCCGUCCCGAUUAAGCGCCGCCCGCACGUUGAUCUGAGAUUGUGCGCUUUAGGCUAGUCGUGCAUGUGUUGCACUAAUUAGUGCGCAAACGUGUACGCAGAGAGCGCGAACGUGCCACAUUCGCUAAAUCUGGACGGAUCAUAAUAC
Molecule: messenger RNA, 1244 nt
Organism: Cydia fagiglandana
Lineage: Eukaryota; Metazoa; Arthropoda; Insecta; Lepidoptera; Tortricidae
Exons: 6
Coding region: 87-878 (263 amino acids)
Source: RefSeq, a predicted model, not a curated record